This is a messenger RNA of Teleopsis dalmanni, 1895 nucleotides long. It is a transcript of the gene Mulk, whose product is annotated as acylglycerol kinase, mitochondrial. Bases 216 to 1451 code for a protein of 411 amino acids. The transcript is spliced from 4 exons. Gene Ontology annotation, cellular component: TIM22 mitochondrial import inner membrane insertion complex; mitochondrion. Gene Ontology annotation, biological process: protein insertion into mitochondrial inner membrane; ceramide biosynthetic process. Lineage: Eukaryota; Metazoa; Arthropoda; Insecta; Diptera; Diopsidae. The record is from RefSeq and is a predicted model, not a curated record. Gene Ontology annotation, molecular function: ATP-dependent diacylglycerol kinase activity; acylglycerol kinase activity; ceramide kinase activity.
AAAGUUUUUAAAAAAAUAAUUGUGUAGAAGAAAUUUUAUAUUUUGGAUACUUUAAGGAUGUUUUGAAUUUCUACUCUACCAAUGUAUAUCACACUUUUACAAAAUUAGGAAAUGCAACUUUAAUUUAAAGUUCUUGGCAUCACCCUAUGUUGCGUCAAAAAUGUGGUAAGAUAUUAAGUAAUACCACAAGUUAUUGAAUAGAAGUAAACAGAAAGAUGAAAUAUUUGACGGUUGCAAGAAAUCAUUGGAAGAAGCUAAGUUUUGGAGCAGUCGGUCUUUCUUAUGGUGGCUUAGUAUUAAAAGAAAAAUACGAUAUAAGAUGCCACAUGAGAACGAUGAGCCAGUUAAUUUCUGGCUACACAGGCGGUACCGUAGAUCCGAAGCAUGUAUUAGUUGUGGUAAAUCCAGCAGCAAACAACAAAAAGGCAUUUAAAAUGUUUCAAAAAUAUUGCGAACCACUUCUUCAUCUGGCUGGAUAUUCCGUGAAUGUAUUUCAAACAAAUUAUGUAGGCCAUGCAAAGUCAUAUGUAGAAGAAUUAAAAACAUUGCCGGACGCGAUUGUAGUGGCUGGUGGAGAUGGAACGUCGUCUGAAGUUGUAACUGGACUAUUACGGCGUGAACAAAAUCCGUGUCCAAUACUUAUAUUACCGCUAGGAAAAACAAACAAGACUAUUUUCAAUGUAACCCCUAGUUUGGUAACUAACAACGAAGUGGAAUAUGUGAAGAGAAUGUCAGAGGCAAUUAUUCCAUUAGUUAAUGACUCUUUUCAAUACAAAAGCGUAAUCAAAUUUAAUAUUAUAAAUACAGAAAAUGACUCCGCGAACAGUAACCUAAAACCUAUAUAUGGGCUACACAAUUUUUCGUGGGGAGUAUUACGCGAUAUUGAAUCCAUUAAAGAUAAAUAUUGGUACUUUGGCCGAUUUCGACACUAUGCAGCUGCUUUCUUAAAUGCAUUCUCUAAUGAUUUGAAUUGGAAACUUUCAACUAGUUUUAUUUACUCACCACCAUGUCCAGGGUGUCGGAAUUGUUUAAUACCAGAGAAGCAAAAUGAUGAGAUCAAUAUAUUAAGAAAUUUUGUUUUUAAAAACUUAAGCCGCAAACGAAAUCCUGCCGAAUUUAUAGAAAAUGAGGACUGUAUUAAAUGUAUAGAAGGAGAAGUUGAUACAAACCAAAUGUCAGUAGUGUGCAGACACGAAGAAAAAGAUUUGCAUGAACUGGAAACUCGCUUUUUUAGCAAUUUUUCACCAGGCUUCGAUUUUAUCAAAAAUAUUUCUAAUAUAACUCGGAACGCUUUGGAACCAUCUAUGUUAUUUAAAAGCCGAGAAAUUAAAUUAUUCCCUAAACCACAAGAUCCGAAAAGUAAUUUUUGCUACUCUAUUGAUGGUGAGGAGUAUGAAGCACAUGCCAUUAAAAUGCAAAUAAUUCCAAAUGCUAUCAAAUUAAUUUGUUGAUUAAAAUGUCAAUAUAUUAUUUCAAAUUGCGGCUCAAAUAUAAAUUUUCGCAAUUAUUAACAAGCUGAAAUAGGUUUAAUUUUAAAUUCAGAGACGAUCCAAUAUCAAUGCAAUUUUCAUACAAAGUAAUCUUAAUUAUAAUGUAACAAAUAUUGUAAAUGAAUAAUAUUAUACCCAGUCGGGUAUUUUUUAUAGAAGAAAAUAGUGUAAAUAUGAAGAAAUUGUUUAUAUAAAAUGAGAGUAAUUUGAUUACGAUUUCAGUGUUUUAUGUGUGAUAACACAAAAUUAGACAUUGGAAAUUAUUGUUGGUAGUUGGUCAAAUGGUGACUGUUAGAACAAAUAUCCGUCAAAGUUCAGUUCUAUCACUUGAAUAACUGGUCAGUGUUAUACGCUUAUAAAUUAAUAAUGUAUAAAUAAAUAAAUGUAACAGUCAGAUAUAUUAAA